Clunio marinus is the source of this 1825-nucleotide messenger RNA. The record is from the annotation of a GenBank genome assembly. Lineage: Eukaryota; Metazoa; Arthropoda; Insecta; Diptera; Chironomidae.
UUUUUUGCGAGUGAUGUAAAAGCAAAAUCAUUAUCAGCAAAUAAAACGAAAGGAUAUUCGAGCCGAUAUAUUAACGAUUUUAAUGCAUCACAGUCAUUUGAACCUAUUUACGACUAUGACAAUACAAGAACGGAAGUUGAAAAAGUUUCAUAUCGACAAGAUGCGUCACGAAUUGAUGACAACUUGGAUUUGAUUUAUCCUGACCCUGAAGAUUUUCACAGAAGAAUGUUAAACAAGACGCGUAUGGUGAAUCAACAUAACGAUGACACUGUUAUUAAAAUAUAUACCACACGCAUACGACAACCAAAAAAGGAUAAGAUACGUCGGAUUAAUCACACGCAGUCAGUGGAUUUGAAUAACGAUGAUUUGAAUAGUCAUGACUUCAUUGAUUCCAUCAUGUUUAUUUAUUACUACGGAAAAAAUGUAAAAACAUGGAAAGAUUUAGGAGGGAACAUUGUGAUAUUGGGUGCGGGUUUUUCCAUUUUCGCACAAAUUCUUACCAUCAUCUUGGUGACAUUACGAAACCGAAGAAUGAGAAAGAACAACGCGUUCUUUCCCAUCACAAUGAACCUUUUGGUGAUGCUUUUCCUGUCCAACUUGUUGUUUAUUGUCGGUGUACAAUCGAAUAAGAAUGCGCUUCGUUGCGAGAUGAUCGCUUUAUUGUUGCACUAUUUGUACCUCACUACGAGUGUCUGGUGCUUUGUGUUCAUUUUUAUUAUUUACGACCUAAUAAUAAAUGAAUCGUUAAGAUUAAAAAUGCGAUUUAUUCUACUUAUGGCCUAUGCUGGUCCAUUAAUUUUUGUGAUGUUUUCCUACGCGGCCUCAUCAAACAGCCUCGAGUUUCAGAAAUAUUGCUUCAUGUCAAUACAUAAGAAUAUGAUUAUUAACUUUCUGGUUCCCGUUUUCAUUCUCAUUGUGGCGACAACUAUUUUUGGCACGAUAUGCUUGAAGCACAUCAAAGAUAAAAAUCGGGAUAUAUUGUGUGGGAGUAUUGAUUCAACAAGUAAUGCAAUAGCAAAUGGAAUUAUCAUGAACAAUGGACAGAAUAUUGACAAAUUCAUAACGGAUAAGGAAAUACUUGCGUCGUACUAUUUAAAGACUUCGGCAUUUAAUAAUCAGCUUAAGUGCUGUGAAGAUCAGGUUUGUAAAUAUAAACAUUCCAAAACAUAUUUGUUUUUUAUGUCGAGUUUGUUUCUAUUUUUAACUUUUGUUGUUUUCUUUUGUUUUGACACACAGCAUGAAGAUAACUAUUUCAAGUCAAAGACAGACAUUUAUGACUCAAAGUUUGACUUGGGUCAAUUGUCACUUGCCGAUUUAUCGGAUUCGUCAUCAACAAACAGCUCAAGUCAUGAUUACACAAACUUCAAAAAUGCGACAAAGUUUGCAUUGCUCUUCCAACCUGUUUUUGCCAUAUGUUGGUUCAUUGGUGUACUUGCUUUAGAAAAUAUUCAAUCGUAUGUCUUUCCCACCGUUUUUGCCAUCUGUUACAAUAUUCUGCUGUUUUUAAACACUAAUAAUGAGUCGUCGAUUGUUUUCACUGGUUCUGGGGUUUUAAAUCAUCGCAACGAUCAGAUUCCUUUGCUUUAUCAAACUCAGUUCAAUCAUCGCAAAUCUAUUGCAAAUUUAGAACUGACACAUUCUGAAUAUCAUUUUGAAAAACAUAAAAUUAAUAGUAGAAGUGAACAUGACCUGGUGUAUCAACAGAAACAGCAACAGUUUGGAACACUUUUGGCUAAUGGAAAAAUUGACAAUUUAAUGAAAUGUGCGCCUGGAAUAAGAUGUUCCUGGGACACUAACAUUGAUCGUGUCAGUACUAUUAGCAAUU